Xyrauchen texanus (razorback sucker) is the source of this 4455-nucleotide messenger RNA. Its product is annotated as interleukin-6 receptor subunit alpha-like. The transcript is spliced from 10 exons. Gene Ontology annotation, biological process: cytokine-mediated signaling pathway. Gene Ontology annotation, molecular function: protein binding; cytokine receptor activity. The coding region runs from base 348 to 2216 and encodes 622 amino acids. Gene Ontology annotation, cellular component: external side of plasma membrane. NCBI's taxonomy places the organism in Eukaryota, Metazoa, Chordata, Actinopteri, Cypriniformes, Catostomidae. The record is from RefSeq and is a predicted model, not a curated record.
GGGCUGCCGUCUUCAGGAUCUCUCACAAACACACGAGAACCUUGUCGAGAUGAUACAUUGAAGGAACUGUUUUUUUUUUUUUUUUGUUUGUUUGUUUUGUUUGUUUGUUUGUUUUUUAUCUGUAAAUCGCAAACUAAAUUUUAUGAAACUAACUGUUUAAAUUAAUUGUUCGUUCGUAUAAUCUUUUGUCUUUCUGUCAAUUGGGCUGCCUAAAAUGUUGUUGUAUUAGCCGCAAAUGUAAGUAGCCUAGGUAUUCUGUAUGUUAAACCUGCAUGAUCCACAUUUUGUCCCGUUAUACACUGAUUGUUUGUGGCUGAUUCUAUCUGGAGGUGAAAAACUCAAUAAUAAUGUGGACCGGGUCUGGACUCGUGUUGCUAAUCGGCAUAGUUGUGAUCAAAGUUCACUCUGCUUACAAAGAUGAGCAGUGUCCACGACAAGAGCCCCCUCCUGGAGUUUUGGUAUUGAAGUUGGGAAGCAAUGUUGUGCUUGGCUGCAGGGGUGAUGUCACUGUGGAUGAUGUGCCAUUGGUUUUGGCCACUGUAAUGAAUAAAAAACACAGAAAUGGGUGGAAAGAAGACAUAAAUGUCAGCUGGUCAACCCAAAGAGAAAAAGUAUUCACUGGUGUUAAUGCUACACAUCAGACCACUAUCAAGGGAGUUUCUACAACUGGAACAAACCAAAAGCUAGUUGAUUCAAGUAAAUGUACCAAAGCUAAAGAGGACACAGUGAUCACUGUUAAACCCCCAGUAUCCAUGAGGGAGGAACAAACCACUUCAAGGCGUGUUUCACGUGCUGUCAAUCAACCCGCCCAGUCAGAGAGAUCAGAUGGAGCCGGAUCAGAAGAAGAGGCAUUUCCUGUUACCAUGGGGACAGAAAACGUUUCUGAGGAUGAUGAAUAUGAGGACUAUUAUGAAGAGGAUGGGUCCAGAGUGACAAGAAGCAUCAAAACGCGAACACGCUGGACCCUGAAUGGUCGACAAUUACGCGUGGGAGUGGAAAGGGGAGGGAUUUUAAAACUUCUUAAUCUCAGCUUUGCCAAUGGUGGUAAUUACAGUUGUUACAGAGGAGAGAGACUGAUUUCAACCGUCAAAAUCAGCGUUGGGGUGCCCCCAGAGGAGUCCUCUACUGUCUCAUGCUAUAGGAAGUCUCACACAAGCAAGGUCCGCUGUGACUGGUCAUCAAAACAACCAAUAAUCCCACGACCGCUGUGUUAUUUACUCCUUAAAAGAAGAAAGUUUGGUAAUGUCACACGUGUACCUUGUUCAUUCUCCCGUUUGCGGUGUUGGUGUGCUUUUCCUGUGGAGGAGGGUGACAAAAAUCGUCAUGAGGCAAAUCUGUGUGUGACGAACAUAGCAGGCAAUACCACCAUCAGUGCAAAAUCAUUUAAGCUACAGGACAUCAUUAAGCCAGAUCACCCAACCAACGUUGUGGUGAGAGCAAUUGAGGGCCAGAAAAACACACUUAAAGUGUCCUGGACUUAUCCCAGUACCUGGAGGCAUGGCUACUAUAACCUGAAAUUCCAGUUAAGAUACCGACCACUACAGGCACAAGAGUAUCAGUCACAGUCGGUGGGUGAAAGUUGGGACAGACUGCUGUCCUGGAUGAUUUUUGAUGCUCUGCCAGAUACUCAGUAUGAGGUGCAACUUUGUGCCAAGGAUGAGUUUGAAGGCAUCUGGAGUGACUGGACUGACCCUGUCUUUGCACACACUUGGUCAGCUCCUGAGACUGCUACUGCCCCUGAAAGCAACACUUUGGGAUCCUUCGAGAUGUAUCCUGAAGGAUCAGGUGGAUCUGGAGAUGACCCUGAUAUAGGUUCAGUGGUAAUAGCUGCUGAUAAUGAAAAUUAUACAAUGAGACUGUACGUGUCAUGGGUUUUUGGGCUGUGUUUUCUUGUAGGCCUCACCAUGCUCUCAGUCUAUCUCUUCAGGCAUAGGCUACAUUUGGUUGCUAGAAUUGGAAAACAGAUUUUGCCCUUUUCUUCCCUCCCUCGUUCCUCUCCCCCUCCCCCUCGUCCUCAUCCUCCCCCUGCACUCACUGAACAGCUUCGAGAGGAGGAAAGGUCUCUGAUGACUCCUCUCGAGCACAGCCAGCAUCACUUCCUUCCUGUUCCUCAAGAGGAUGAGGAGGGCAUUCACCUGGAUAACAUGGACUAUUUCCUGUCUCAAGGAGUUGAGGGUGUGCCAUGGAUUGUCGGCUCUUCUACACAAGAGACAUGAAUAAAAAAGCAAAACCUCUCUGUAGUGAAUACACUGCGAUUCAAUAAGGACUAAGAAGGAUCUCAGUCUUUUGAUCUUUAACCCAUUAUAUCUCAGUGUUAUUAUUUUGUAAGUAUUGUUUUUUGGAAGUACAGUAUUAUUACUUUGUAAAAAAAAAAAAAAAAAAUGUAUGCUGAGUGAUAAUGUAUAGACAAAGCAACUCUCACAGCCAACUCUGAUCUGUUGUGUUAUUGAUAAUUUUUGACUAUAUACUAUCAAAACAAUUUCUACAUUUUUGCCUUUUUUGACCAUUGCAGCCUCAUAUGUGAAGCACUUUUUAUGUUCCUCUGAAUAAGAAUGUCUUCUAAAAUGCCUUUAUAUGAAAAUAAGCUUUUGCAAUUAUGUCUGGACAAUUCUACCUAAAAUGGAAAUCACCUAUUGAGAGUGGUAGCCUUGCGGACAACUGAUUAGAGGUGACCAACUGGAGAAUAACUGAGAUCCCUUUCAUCAUUAUGUAUAACAGUAAAAAUAUAUUCCAUUCUACUCAACGGAAACUGAACUACCAGUGUUUUGCUUGUGCUUUUUAUAAAAAUUUUAUGAAAAUGGCACAGAACAAUGCAUGAUGUGCAGUGUUUCGCUGUUUAUAAUGUUUGUUUUUAGAAUAUGUUUGUAAUGAAAUUUGUUCCACCAAAGAUCUAGACCAUCAAACAAUUUCAGGGGUGUCAUGUUUGUUAGAGAAGAUCCUCUAAAUUUGAACCUCAUAGUAACAUUUAGCUGAAGAACCUGUGCAUGUCUAUCUUAAAGGACAAGAACCAAAAGGCUUCACUUGGAUUUGAAGUGUUCUGCUGAAACUUUUCUGUCUGGAGGACAACCAGUCUGUGUGUUUUGCUUGUCAAACAUCAAAAACACAUAAAAAUCAUGACCUCUGUUUCAUUGAUAAGGUAAGAGAAAACUAUUUCAAAAAGGCAGUCACAAGAAAAGUAAGUCGUAUGACUGUGCAUCUAGUUGACCUCUGGACAAUAAAACUGAUGUCUGUGUGUUUUGAUAGAGAUCCUUCUAGAUCUUACUGUUGCUCUUAUAAAAUCUACAUCAGGGGCCUGUUGCCUAAAUGUGUUUUAGACUAGUUAGUUGUUAGUUAAUACUGGUAUUAUUUUUUUUCAGUCAGUGGCAUUAAUUAAUCUGAGACCAAAUUGUAAGGCUACACACCCCUAGGCUAACUUAGAUAUGUGCUCUUAUUUUUGCACAACAAGCAAGUAAUGUAAUUGUUUUUUGUUUACGUGACUUGGGUGAUCAUUCACCUAAAAAGGAAAGUUUUCUUUUAAUUUAGUCACACUCAUGCCAUCCCAGAUGUGUGACUUUCUUCUGCAGAACACAAAUGAAGAUUUUUAAAAGAAUAUUUCAGCUUUGUUGGUCCUCACAAUGCAAGUAAAUGGUGGCCACUGGCCAGAACUCUGAAGGUCCAAAUUUCAGAAAAAGGCAUCAUAAAAGUAACUCAUAAGACUCCAGUUGUUUAAUCUCUAAUGUCUUCUGAAGCGAUCCAAUCAGUUUUGGGUGAGAACAAUGCAAAAUGUAAAUAAUUUUUUACUGUACAGGUUGCCAUUGCAGUGUCUAGGCACGAUCAUGAUAUCUAGCUCGAUUACACAUCCUUGUGCUUGAAGCAUGUGCAGAGCGCUAGAUGGUGCUAAAGGAAGUGUAAUCCAGCUUGAAAUCACGAUCGUCAAGGAGACUGCUGUAAAGUUUUUGGGGAAAAAGGAGUUACAUUUUGCUAUGUUCAUGCAAAAUAAUAGCUGUAUUAGACCAAGUUCCAAAUAGUUUAAAAUGGUAUGCAUACUUUAUAAAAAAAAUGAGUUAAAAAUGUUUUAGAGUGAAAUAUACAGUAUGGUAUUUCAUUUGUACAAACUCAUUUUUUACAUGCCCUUUAAAGUAGCCUUAUCAGUAGCCCAUGGACAUCAAAUCUUUGUUACAACUGUGCCUCAGACUAUUGCUUAAAAAGUCUUCCACAGUUUAAAAAGGGUUCAAGAUUGUGUUAAGGUCUUGUUCAGUUUUGCAACUGUAUGUGCUGGACAUGUAUGUUUGUCGGUUCUAAGAGCAUUUUUUGGAUGUUCCAGAGAUUGUGCACCUAAAUUAUAUGUCAUCUGGACUGAGUGUAAAUGUAUUGGAAUCCUAGUGAGCAUUAGAAGCCAACGUCUAUUUCACACUUUCCUUCAGGGCAUUCCUAUCUGCAAACGGAACAGGUAUAGGCUCCUAGACAACCCUUCAG